GAAGCUCUCAGGACAGCAAAACUCUCCGUUUUUUUUGGCAUUACUCGUACCUGCUAGCACGAAAUUGGCAGUGUACAAUGUCGAACUUCUCCAACCCCUUCAAGAAGCAACCAACAGCGAAAGAAGCGGCCAAGGGCGUAAAAAAAGAGGUUCGCAGCAGCCAGCGCGAGCUGGACCGAGAACUGCGAGACAUUGAUCGACGCGAGGCGCAGCUAAUAGCUGACAUCAAGAAGCAAGCAAGGGAUGGGCGCGAGACCAGUGUGCGAGUCCUCGCGAGGAACUUGGUCCAGUUACGUAGCUCGCGGGAGCGGCUCCUGAAGGCGCGCGGCACAGUGGGAAGCAUGUCUGCACAAGCCAGUGCGAUGGCGGCGUCGAUAACCGUGGCCGACUCGCUCCAAAAGACCAGCAAGGUCAUGAAUAAAAUGAAUGCGUCGGUGCAGAAGUCGGCGAUGUCCGUGGCCGCCUUCCAGAAGGAAGCCGAGCGCAUGAAUAUGACGGAGGAAGCCAUGGGCGACAUGCUCUCGGAGGCGUUCGACGACGACGAGGAUGAGGCUGACGCCGUCGUCGACCAGGUCUUGGCCGAGGUCGGCCUGAACACGACGAAGGACCUCCACGAUGCGCCGACGGCGGCGCUGCCCGAGCCCGAAGCCGCUGAGGCCGACGACACGGACCAGUUGCUGAGACAAUUGAACGCGCUGUAGGAGAUGAGAGUAAAAAUUGUUGUUGUACCGGU
Molecule: messenger RNA, 733 nt
Organism: Pelagomonas calceolata
Lineage: Eukaryota; Pelagophyceae; Pelagomonadales; Pelagomonadaceae
Source: the annotation of a GenBank genome assembly